AAAAAUGGAUGAUGAUGAUGAUGAUGACAUUCCCCAGCUUUCAUCCCAUACAUUGGCUGCCCUCCAGGAGUUCUAUCUGGAACAGCAGCAGAGAGAGGGCAUGAAGACCUCCCAAGGGUUUAAUCAAUAUUCCAUUGGCUCAAUAGAAGAAGACUGGCAACUGAGCCAGUUUUGGUACAGUGAUGAAACUGCAUCGUGCCUGGCUAAUGAAGCGGUUGUGGCAGCUGGAAAAGGUGGCAGGAUAGCAUGUGUUAGCGCACCGAGUGUGUACCAGAAACUGAAAGAACAGGAUGGUAAAGAUUUUUCAGUGUGUAUACUGGAGUAUGACAGAAGGUUUUCUGUAUAUGGAGAAGAAUUUAUCUUCUAUGACUACAACCACCCUUUGAACUUACCUGAAAAUCUCCUGCCACACAGUUUUGACAUCGUAAUAGCAGAUCCACCCUAUCUGUCUGAGGAAUGUCUGCAAAAAACUGCAGAGACCAUCAAAUACUUAACAAAAGGAAAGAUUCUGCUUUGCACAGGUGCAAUCAUGGAGGAACAGGCAGCAAAGCAUCUUGGUGUGAAGAUAUGCAAGUUUAUUCCAAAGCACUCACGAAAUUUAGCCAAUGAAUUUCGAUGUUACGUGAACUAUGCUUCUGGACUGGACUGAUUCUCAUAAGAAGAUCUACAACUUUUUCAGUCAAGCUUCUUUCUGGUUUUUUAUCAGUGACUCCACAUUUCUCAAUGCUGAAAUACUCAGCUCCAAGUACAGUUUUCUGGGCUAGUUUUAAUCAACACGGUGUGACAGCCUUUGUCUUUUAAAUGUGUAAGCAUUUGCAGUUACUGUGUUUUGUAUCUUACCUAUUAGGUAAAUAGGGACCAAACAAUGCAGGUGCUGGAUAAUGGGAACUUCUCUGUUAGAGUUUCAUUCUAACUGGUAGUUUUUCCCAUUCAAGGACUCUUCAGUGACCUCUCUGAAGUGAUUUUAGCUGGUUGGCUUAUAACAACACAUAGGUGCUUGCCUCACAGACAUCAGAAUUCUCAUUGCAUCAGAACUGCUGAGUUGGUAGCUAGUGGGUGGUUGAAAGAGCAUGAAUAGUGGUUUCCUUU
Molecule: messenger RNA, 1089 nt
Organism: Pelecanus crispus (Dalmatian pelican)
Lineage: Eukaryota; Metazoa; Chordata; Aves; Pelecaniformes; Pelecanidae
Gene: EEF1AKMT1
Product: EEF1A lysine methyltransferase 1
Biological process (GO): methylation
Molecular function (GO): protein-lysine N-methyltransferase activity; nucleic acid binding
Source: RefSeq, a predicted model, not a curated record